AAGUUCUUUUGUUUGUGGUCCGCGUCUUCCUUUCAACUUUCUGAGACAACAGUGUAAUAUAUUUUGGAUCUUUUGAUCCAUUUUUAAUGGCUGCCUUAUUGCGCGGUUGAAUGGUUGCUUUAAUUUAAACAUGAGUGAUUAUUCUUCUAUGGCUACGUUUCAAAAUAAUAGCCAAACGGGGGGUUUUGCGGCUGCUGUACAACGUGCUAGAUUGGUUGCCGCUAAGAUCGAAGGUGGUGGUAGCAAGAGACCUUUAGAAGACGUGUCUGAAUCCGGACCAACUCCUAAAAAAUUAGCGCCGAUUGACCCUUAUCCGACUCAACAACAACAAAAUAUGAGUGCGACAGCAGCAGCGGCGGCGGCAGCAGCAGCGGCUGCAGCGCGUAUAUCCACCGCCCCCCCACCAGCACCCCCAUCUGCCCCCCCUAAUAUGAACAUGCCCGACUCGGCCAUCAACGAAUACAUUAGGGUCCCGGAUAAAAUGGUCGGACUUAUCAUAGGUCGCGGUGGGGAGCAGAUCACCCGUCUGCAAGCGGAGUCUGGCUGCAAGAUACAGAUGGCACCGGACUCUGGCGGACAACCUGACCGGCUGUGUACACUCACAGGUUCAAGGGAGGCAAUCAACAGAGCUAAAGACUUAGUGAAUCAAAUCGUGAAUCAUCGGGGGCGGGAGAACGCUCCUCAACAUCAAGACGGGCCUGGGGCUAUGCCCCCCAUGAACAGGGGCGCCGGUGGCGGCAGCGGAGGCCUGGCUAUUACUGAAGAAAUUAUGUUACCCGGACCCAAAGUUGGUCUGAUUAUUGGUAAGAAUGGAAAAACUAUCAAGCAAUUACAAGAACAAUCCGGAGCCAAAAUGGUGGUUAUCCAGGAGGGGCCCAACACUGAAUAUGAGAAACCCCUCCGUAUAUCCGGAGAUCCGUCCAAAGUGGAGCACGCUAAACAGCUGGUGUACGAACUGCUGGCUGACAAGGAGAUGCAACAGGGCGGACAGCAGCGGCAGUAUGAGGACGGAUAUCCACAGGAACAGGGGAACGGACUGGCCACUAACAGCACUGAGGUCCUGGUACCGAAAGUAGCUGUGGGUGUAGUGAUCGGUCGUGGUGGGGAUAUGAUCAAGAAAAUCCAGGCGGAUACGGGCUGCAGAGUGCAGUUCCAUCAGGAGAGAGAUGACGGUCCAGGGGAUAAAAGAUGUUACCUACAAGGAAAACCACAUCAAGUGGAUCAAGCUAGACAAAUGAUAGAGGAUCUCAUAUCUAGUGUCAAUUUGGCGAUCCGUUCUGGUCGAGGUCGUAACGCUCAGAGGAACGGCAGCGAGCGAGACUACCCUCAGUGGGAAGGUCAGGGCCAGGAGGUGAGGGUCACGUUCACCGUCUCCAGUGUCAAGUGUGGACUCAUUAUAGGAAGAGGUGGUGAAGUAAUAAAGCAGAUCAAUGCACAGUCCGGAGCCCACUGCGAGCUGGACAGACGGGCACAGAACAACGAUCGUAAUAACAGAGUGUUCUACAUAAGGGGACACCCAGACGCUGUGGAGAUGUGCAAGAGAAUCAUUAUGGAGAAAGUUGGAAUGCCAGUAAAUUUCGUCCCGGACAACGGUAAUGGCAACACCAGUAGUAAUAAUAGCGGUAGUGGCGAAUACUACGGCCAACCCCCAGCCCCUGGACCGUCAGCGUGGGGUUACAACCCUCAUUGGCAUCAUACGCAGCAUCAGCAACAGCAACAAGUCCAAAUUAACCCGACAACGGGCCAGCCAGACUACUCCCAGCAGUGGAUAGACUACUACCGCUCACUGGGUCUGAUGCACGAGGCUGAAGCUGUCGAACAACAGGCCAAGCAGCAAAAGCAACAGCAGCAGCAGCAACAGCAGCAACAACAACAGCAGCAGCAACAGCAACAAGGAGGAGGUUCGUCCGGUAGCGGCGCUGGGGGAUCCACACCCGGGGCGGGGUCACCGGCACCCGUCGCCGACUACAGCGCACAGUGGGCCGAGUACUACAGGAGCAUUGGCAAGACUAAAGAGGCCGAGGCUAUCGAGACACAGAUCAAACUUAAGCAACAGCAACCAGCAACGAAUGUAUCUCAACCAGCUCAGGCCACGCCUCCGAACUCUUCGUCUUCUGUCAACAAUCAGUACGGACAGUACGGCGGAUACCCGCCCGUGUACCCUUACCCUUACCCGUACCCCGGGGUAGAUCAACAACAGCAUCAACAAUGUGAGUAGUAGACCAGCCGGCCGUACAUCGGAAACUAGAAGAUACAACUCCAUUUUAGAUCGUAAAUUUAUAAUAAGCAACACGUUAAAUAAUUUACACCCACAAUAAAUAAACAACGGUAUGCCAGUUCGGAAACGGCGCGUCAUCGUAAUUAAUAUAUAAAAAAAUCGACAUAUCUUUAUUUCUUGUGGGUAAGACCGAAUAUUGUGAGUCAUAUACAUGAGAUUAUUUUCUACGUCUGAUCACUUACAACGCUAACUAUCUAGGGCCGUGUGGUAUAUCGUUUAGCAAUGUGUUUGUCUAUGCCGGUUUUGAUAAUGUCGUGCCAGUCUGUCCAGGUUAUAACUUAGAAUGCCACACUGCCUAAAACCGAUGUAACAGAGAGGUCCGGAGCUUAUAACAGACAAAAGAAACUGAGAGUAUUGAGAAAGAAAUACAACGCAGCAUCCGGAGAUAUGAGGUAAAUGCACCGACGAGUGAAGUAGCUAUCACACACAUUGGUACAUACUAUGUAUUACAGAGACGAGGUCGCCAGCACGCCAGUAACAAUAACAUAUAUAUAUAAUGAUUGUCUAAAAAAUAUACAAUAACCUCAAAUCCGUUUAAGAAAUGUUUAGUUUUAAGUCUGGGAUGUCGCGGACUCUCUCGGCUCAUAUUACAUUAGGUUUUAUAGUUACAUAAUUUAGAUAUAUGUUAAUUGAAUUAAAAAAAAAAACAACCUAGCUUUGGUAAUUAGGCGUAUUAAGUGUCGAUUGGAUAUAUGAUAACUACCUAAUAUUGUUUACACAAUAGGGGCUGAUUGAAGAACUAUAGUUCGCCGGGUGUUUACCGAUUAAUUGUAUUUAAUAUUAAGAUAUAAAGUGUAUGUUGAUUGA
Molecule: messenger RNA, 3085 nt
Organism: Danaus plexippus (monarch butterfly)
Lineage: Eukaryota; Metazoa; Arthropoda; Insecta; Lepidoptera; Nymphalidae
Gene: Psi
Product: far upstream element-binding protein 3-like
Exons: 16
Coding region: 131-2218 (695 amino acids)
Biological process (GO): regulation of DNA-templated transcription
Cellular component (GO): cytoplasm; nucleus
Molecular function (GO): mRNA binding
Source: RefSeq, a predicted model, not a curated record